Chlamydomonas reinhardtii is the source of this 1955-nucleotide messenger RNA. RefSeq lists its product as uncharacterized. The transcript has 5 exons. Gene Ontology annotation, molecular function: RNA-DNA hybrid ribonuclease activity; nucleic acid binding. Bases 137 to 1111 code for a protein of 324 amino acids. NCBI's taxonomy places the organism in Eukaryota, Viridiplantae, Chlorophyta, Chlorophyceae, Chlamydomonadales, Chlamydomonadaceae. The record is from RefSeq and is a predicted model, not a curated record.
CCGGGCCCCUGCCCUGCGCCGGUUGUCGGGCCUUCUACGCGCUUCACAAGUGCAAUUUGGGCGCCGUUCAGCGUUUCGCAGCUCCACCGCAACAGAACACACGGCUCGGACGCUUGUGAUAGCCUGCUCAAACUUCAUGGGCAAGUUUUAUGCAGUCCGCGUGGGGCGCAAGCCAGGUAUUUACAGCGACUGGGCUGAAGUGAAGCCGCUGGUCGAUGGGUUCGCCGGAGCGCAGCACAAAUCCUUCAAGUCGCGCUCUGAAGCAGAAAAGUACCUUGGCCUGACAUGGAUUGAGCGAGGGGAGCGCGGCUCCGGCAGCAGCAAACGCAGCCGUGACGACUGGGACGACGACGAUGACUUCGACUACCCGGACCCGCCGCCCGCUCCAGCGCUGCGUCAGAAUCCAUACCUGCCCCCCUCCGACCAAAAUGCUCGGGGGCCCCCGUCGCGGGGCGAUGACCGCUCUGGCCGUGGCGCCUCCUUAUCAGGGAGAGGCGCCGCACCGGCACCCGUGCUGCCCACUAUCGGAGUGAUGAUCCUGGGCGGAGGCGCGCCCGAGGUCCGGAGCGCCUCGGCCGCAAGAAACCUGACCACCGGCCGAGCAGUGGGAGUAAGCGGAGGUACCGCAGGCGGUGUCAGCAGAGGGGGCGGGAGGUACGAGCCUGUAAUCGAGGGGCCGCUGCAGCCCAUCAGCAGCGGCACCCUGUACCAGUUGGAAUUCGACGGUGCCGCGCGCGGGAACCCGGGCCAGGCGGGCUGCGGUGCUGUGCUGCGGCGGGAGGACUCCGGAACAGUGGUGUGCCGACUGCGCAAGUACUUGGGCGCCAGCUCCACCAACAACGAGGCCGAGUACACAGCGCUCCUGGAGGGGCUGAGGAUGGCCAAGCGACUGGGCGUGCGGCGCGUUGAGGCAAAGGGCGACAGCAAGCUGGUGGUGAUGCAGGUGGAGGGCAAGUGGAAGGUGAACGCCGAAAACCUGCGACCGCUGCGGGAGGCGGUCGUGCAGGAGGUGCGCGGCUUCGAGUCUUUCAAGAUCGGCCAUAUCCCCCGGGAGUGGAACUCAGACGCUGACAAGUUGAGUAAUGACGCGAUCGACCUUGCGUACAGCUAGGCAGCGCAGGCGCAUGCGGCCUGUGACGCCGCCCGCCCCCAUGCGAACGCAGUGUUUUAGUGCGUCACCUGUACAGUUGCGCUGAAAGGGGGCGCUGCUCGCGGCACGGUACUGAACACGCACUUCGAGGACUUGACUGGUGUGGUUGGCGGCAGGAUGCCAGCGGCAAUGCCGAUGCCUGCUGCAUGUAGCGCGCGCGCUCUGCGUACUAUAGAUGGUUCAGGGCACGACUGCCAGGAUGGGAUGCCUGCGGUGAUCCUGGUACUGACGGUAGUUGGUACCGCACUUCGUGAGCUGCGACCUGCUAGGGAACUAGUGGUACGACUUCUCUCGAACUCCUGGUACAAGAUGAGGUGCAUACGUACAAGGAAUAAUGGGUACAGCGUGGCACAUCUGACGUCUGCAUGGCCGCUCUACGAUUAGAUGCAGGGAUCGGGGUGUCCGUUAGGUGGCAUCGAUGUAGAUCUGUGGGCGGUGAAGCGUCAAAUGCGCUCGAAUGAAGCGCAGGAGCGUGAGCGCAGGGCCAUGGGCAAGUCCCAGUGUGCAGCGCAAUCGUACAUAGUUGAUAUAAAGUCUUGUGUUGAUGUUUUUUUUGGUGGGGCGAGGCUUGUUUUGUACAUUAAAUUCUCUUUGUACGUAGUAGGUGUGACAGCGGGUGUCGCGUAGGGGGCGGUGGAGGGUGGGGGGUGGGGGGGAGGGGGGGAGUGGGCAAGUCGGGCCAUCAGGCAGGCAGCCCACUCUCCACAGGCGCGAUAGUACCAGUAUAGAAACACAUUCUUGACUGUUCAACGGCGCCAGAAUGGGAACAGGCGCGACUUGUACGGGCUGCCUCAUCCCGAGCCGA